ACGUGGUAAUUCACAGUAAUUCUUGCCGUACGGCAAGAUCAUGUACGACGUGAAUAUGUCAUAAUAAAAGACGACCGUGACAAGUCAAUAUUGGUGACAAAAUAGCGGAGUAAUUCCUGCGCGCGCUUAAGACGUAAAGAUCUCGUCAAUUUAUCGUUCGCAAGAAAAUGAUGCAGCAGGAGUCCACGGUGUAUGAUCUGGCAUAUCGCGGUAAAACUGCGGCCGUGAAGAUUCUGCUAAACGAGAAUGAGAAGCUGAAAACACAAAUGGACAACAAUGGUCGAAUGUUGAUACACUGGGCGGCCUUGGGUGGUCACGAUGACCUGGUCAGAUAUUUGCUGUCCCUCGAUGUACCGGUGGACCCUGCGGAUGAUACAAACAUGACUCCGCUAAUCCUGGCAGCAUCCGCUGGCCGCGAGAAGGUCGUUAACACAUUACUGACCGAGGGAGCGAACGUGAACGCGACAACGAUCGACGGUCACUCAGCGUUACAAUACGCUGCGUCUAAGAACUGGAAGUCCAUUUGCGUGGCGUUGCUCGAGAAGGAUGCAGACGUGAACAUCACGGACAAACGGGGUGCUACACCUCUCCACAGAUCUGCCUCGAAGGGCAAUACCACUAUCGUGGAACUCCUUUUGGAGUGCGGGAAGAAAUUGAACAUAGAUCAGAGAGAUGCGUACGGUAACACGCCGCUGCAUCUCGCUUGUGAGGAGAACCGCGUGGAAGAAGCAAAACUGUUGACGGCGCACGGCGCGGACUUGACAAUUACCAACAAGGAGCGCAAAACUCCAUUGGAUCUCGCGAGUCUCGGAUUGGUUCGACAGCUCGAGGAAAUCAAGCGACAGGCUGCGUCAAAGUGAUAUUCCCUCGCGCGAAAUAUUUUUGUAUGAGAGAUUUACGCGAUUUAAGUUUUCUAUUUAAAUAAGUCUCCAAUAAAUUCAUUCAUGAUUAA
Molecule: messenger RNA, 952 nt
Organism: Atta colombica
Lineage: Eukaryota; Metazoa; Arthropoda; Insecta; Hymenoptera; Formicidae
Product: 26S proteasome non-ATPase regulatory subunit 10-like
Exons: 4
Coding region: 168-860 (230 amino acids)
Molecular function (GO): protein binding
Source: RefSeq, a predicted model, not a curated record